Messenger RNA from Hydra vulgaris (swiftwater hydra), 669 nucleotides. RefSeq lists its product as uncharacterized. The record is from RefSeq and is a predicted model, not a curated record. NCBI's taxonomy places the organism in Eukaryota, Metazoa, Cnidaria, Hydrozoa, Anthoathecata, Hydridae.
AUGAAAAAAUUUAAAAAACUAUCACAAAGAGAUGAGUUUUUACUUGUUUUAAUGCGAUUAAGAUUAGGUCUUCUAAAUCAAGACUUAGCUGAUCGUUUUGGCAUAUCCCCAGCAUUGUGUUUUCGUACAUUCACAACUUGGAUUAAAAUGUUAAGUCAAGUUUUAGGACAAGCAUUAGUUGUAUGGCUUCCACGUGAAUCUAUUCGUAACAAUCUGCCACCUGUUUUUGUGAAAGCUGGUUAUCAAAAAUGUAGAGUGAUUCUUGAUUGUGCAGAAGUGUUUAUAGAGCGUUCAAAGUCCCUUGAUAAGCAAUCAAGCACCUGGUCAGAAUAUAAGCAUCAUAAUACAUUUAAAUUUUUAAUAUGUGUUAGUCCAACUGGAUAUAUUACAUUUCUUUCUUCGUGUUAUGGUGGAAGAGCAAGUGAUAGGUUUAUUACAAGAGAUAGUGGUAUAUAUAAUCUACUAGAGAGAGAUGAUGAAGUUAUGGCUGAUCGAGGUUUUCAAAUUCAGGAAGAUUUAAUUUUAAAUUUCUGUACUUUAGUUGUUCCACCUGGUGCCCGCUUGAAAAGUCAAUUAACCACCAAAGAAGUUCAAAAAACUGAACAUGUUGCAAAUCUAAGAAUACAUGUAGAGCGAGCAUUAACCGAAUUAAAACAUACAGAAUUCUAA